AUGAUUCGCCCGGAUCAUCUACCAGAACAGUGUAUCGAAGCUCUUCGUGGGAUUGAUCCAAAUCCACCGAAUGAUGGUCGAAAAUGGUGCAGCGCAACAUUCGACACCGUACUCUGUUGGCCACCCGUGCCAGCUGGUGAAAACUACACCCUUUCAUGUCCUCCUUUGAAGGGACUUGACCCAGCAAAAAAUGUCACCAAAUUCUGUGAGAUCACCGGCCGAUGGGGCGGGAAAAACGCGACGGAUUUCAGGAACACUGCAGGGUGGACAAAUUACACUACAUGUUUCACUGAUGAAGUGUUGGCGAUUGUGCAAAGUUUCUCUUCUCCCAUGAUGAAAGAAAUGCAAAAACUUUCGCAAAACUUGCGAAUUGCUGAGCUGAUCGGCUACGUGGUUUCGACUUUGGCGUUGCUCUUUGUACUUGGAUUGUAUCUGAAAUUUCGGCGACUUCGUUUUUUUCGUAACAUGAUCCACAUUUGCACAAUGAUUGCUCUACUGAUUGUUGGGAUUACAAGACUAAUCCUCUUUGUUGAUCUCAUGACUGAAUGGAGAUACGUUACAAACAUGCCAUUCGUCUGUGAGCUCUUUUUCUUUGUUUUAGAAUAUGGGAAGAUCUGUGUGGUUGCUUGGAUCUUUUUAGAAACAUUCUAUGUUCACAAUCGGAUCUGUUGGAAUCUUUGCAGGAAAGAGUCUCUUGCGGCUUACCUUGGAUUCGGUUACUUGCUCCCUUUCAUCAACGCUAUCUUUUGGUUGCUUUCUUUGUGGAAAGAUCACAACUUUAAAAUGGAGAAAUGUCUAGGAAGCUAUUACUUACGGAGCAUGUUAAUUCUCAGCGUUCCAAAGUUGAUUACAAAUACAUUAACAAUGAUCAUGUUGUUAAACAUCGCUCGAGUCCUUUUAUGUCAUUACAAGAACUACGUACCAACAGUCGAAUACAAAAGAAUCAAAAUCCACAUUGUGAUUGCCUUUUUCCUGUUUCUCCUGGUGGCAAUUCCAGAGAUUCUUCACUUGUUCCCACUUUCAUUAAACAAAAAUACUUUCCUGCUAUUCAAAAUCUACUCCUACACGUUAACAAUCAGCAUGGUUCUUCAAGGGAUUAUUGUAGCUGUGAUUUUCCUGCUUCUUAACAAAGAGGUCAUUGACGAGUUCAGAGAUCUUUCGUGGAGACGCAAAAACUCAAAGAUGGUCUUACAAAAUCCAGUUUGCUUUACAAGU
Molecule: messenger RNA, 1215 nt
Organism: Mesorhabditis belari
Lineage: Eukaryota; Metazoa; Nematoda; Chromadorea; Rhabditida; Rhabditidae
Source: the annotation of a GenBank genome assembly